CUAAAUUAUGCAAAAAAAAUGUGCGCGCGCGUGUGUGUGUGUGUGUGUGCGUGUAUGUGUACAAAAUGACCAUUUGUUGCCAUCGCAGAUUAACGUUUUUGUGAAGCCUAACAAAGCACGGAAACCUUUCUGCGAUCUGACAACGUAUUACGUUACAUGAGUGCAAGAUGCGGUGAGAAAAUCAACGAGCAUAUCGCAGUCAAAUAUCGGCGUUCAUUGUAAACGCUACGCGUGUGCGUAUAGCAAUUAAUCUCGAUUUUAAUAAAAAAGACGUGUCUAUUUUACAAUAUUGUACAAGUAAAGCAACGCAAACUACAAGAUUAAUUUUUUUAAAUCUUAUUUUUACACAGCAAAAACAAUGCUAUUGAAUUAUAAUAAGUAAUUCCGGUUUUAUUCGAUUUUUUAUUUAUGCAUACUUCUCUACUUUUUGCGAAUUGUCUGUGAUUACUUGUGUAAGUCGACGCUCAGCUUGUUGCUCAAGUUGUUGUCACUGCCAUGUCGUACCGCAAAAUAAAAAUGUGGCAAGGCAACUCAAGUUUCAUUCCCGACACUGUCGAUUCUCAAUGUACUUUAUAUAACCGAUCCAGUUUGCGCUAGUGUGUGAACGAAGAGCUAACGAAAUCCAUCUCUUCGUAUACAGUUAUAUGUUUUCAUCGAGAGAAUUAACUACGAGAGAGAAUAAUUAGCUCUGAAAUUGUGUUAAAAUCCUAAUAAUCACAAAUUUGUUAGUUUACAAAAUUUUUUAGAUAUUGCACGUAUAUUUGUUCCAAAAAACGUGCUUGUUGGCAUAUGUCGCCAGUAAGAGAGAUGUGUUAUGAAGAAAUACAAGAAAGAUGUGCUACGUAGUUACAUGAAGUCAGAGCAAAUCAAAUUCUCGAAGAAGAAAAUCAUCUGCGAAUCACUCGCAGAAUUUGAAGCAGAGCUACUUGUCCACUAUUUGCGCAUCGUCUGCGGAUUAGUCCGAUAACAAAAAUGCGCAAUAUUACAGAAAGAACGCCUUUGAGGCGUACGGAUUCGCUCGAUUACAUUGAAUUCGCCAAUCUCCUCAGAACUCGACGAACGCGAAUACGGCAGUUUCAGUGUUGUAUUUGUGGCAUGCUAAUAGUGGUCUUUACCGUGGCUAUCAUGGUCUUCAUCAGUUAUUCCAUGAAUCACAUGAAUCACACCAACUUCACCAAUUCCGCAAUCGACAACGCGACGUCUGGUAACUUGGGUGAUACCCUGAGACUAGGAUUCGCACCUGGAUCCGCCUCACACGCGUCCUUCAGCAGCACCGCUACAGCCGAGCUCAACUCCGUUCUGGUGUCUAGCGAAAACAUUGGCACUGCAACAAAUAGUCUCAGUCAACAAGAAUACAUACGGGGAUUGCAGGCUGGCGAGCGGGCGAUGAAGGAUCGUCUGUCCGCCGAUGUGAUUGCCGCAAACUCGCCGUUGCCAGCUUCGUCUCCGGAGUCUAGACACCGCUACGCUGUGAGCACAAGUUCUAACGUGAACGCGCUCGCCUUAGCAGCGGUGGGUGAAAUCGCGGCGACGAGAAUAAUCAAGAAUAUGAGAUUCGCUCGCGACGAGCCAUCAGCGAUCGACGCCUUGUUUGAUAGCGGCUGGGUGCCAAACGACGCGUGCAAACAAUACUUAAAUUGUACUUGCAAGAUCCACAAAUAUAGACUCUUCGACGGCAGCUGCAAUCGACCGAGAGGCUGGGGCUCCGGUAUGACACCCUUUAGAAGAGUCCUGCCGGCCGAUUAUGCCGACGGAAUCGAAUUACCUCGGAAAGCCAGGUCCGGAAAGGAGUUGCCUUCUGCCAGAGAAGUCAGUCUAAAAGUGCAUAAGCCUUCUGCCAGCAGUAAUCCGUCAUUCACGGUAAUGCUGGCUGUAUUCGGCCAGUUUCUGGAUCACGAUAUUACCGCCACCGCACUCAGCCAGGGAAUUAACGGGAGUUCAAUAGCGUGCUGCCCACCGUCAAAGAAACACCCCGAGUGCUUUCCUGUGCGAGUUGCAGCCGGUGAUCCUGUGUACGAUUUGACUGGCAAGACUUGCAUAGACUUUGUGAGAUCGGCGCCAGCUCCGCAAUGUAAACUCGGACCUAGGGAACAGCUCAAUCAAAUCAGCGCUUUUAUCGACGGCUCGGCUAUUUACGGUCCGGACAAUCAAAUCGCUCGCGAUCUGCGUGAGUUUGAUGGCGGUCAUUUGAGAAUGCAACUUACUUCUGACAAACGGACGCUGCUGCCGGCGAGCACAAAUCCUAACGACGGCUGCAAUCGGGAGGUUGAGCGAAGUCACGGUCGUUACUGUUUCGCCGCAGGUGACGCCAGAUCGAACGAGAAUCUGCAUCUCACCACAAUGCAUCUACUUUGGGCGCGGCAGCACAACAGGAUUGCGGACGAAUUGGCUAGAAUCAAUCCCACGUGGAACGACGAAACGAUAUAUCAAGAAUCGCGACGUAUCGUUAGCGCUCAACUACAGCACAUCACCUAUCGCGAAUUCUUACCUAUCGUCUUGGGUGACAAAGCGAUGAACAAGCACGAUUUGAAGCCGCUAUCUUUUGGUUACAAGAAACGGUCAGAUAAUCCAGACGAACUAACAAACGAUCCGACGAUAGCCAAUCACUUCGCAGCCGCGGCUUUCCGUUUCGCUCACACUUUGCUACCGGGACUGAUAAGGAUGACGGACUCGGAGAAAGGCACGUCGUCAUACAUGGAGUUGCACAGGAUGCUCUUCAAUCCGUACAGUCUCUAUGCCAAGAACGGCGUAGAGCGUUCGAUUAACUCGGCCACGAGCAACGUUAUUCAAAAAUACUCCACGCAUGUUACCUCGCAGUUGACAAACCAUCUCUUCGAGGACCCCAUGGCGAACUCUACAGUUCCCUGCGGUCUCGAUCUGGUGUCGCUGAACAUCCAACGUGGACGAGAUCACGGAUUGCCGGGAUACAUCGUUUGGCGAGAAUACUGCGGACUGGGAAAAGUGGAAACAUUCGACGAUCUAGACGAAUAUCUGGACCGUCAGGCUUUGAAAGAGAUAUCGAUGCUCUACGAGUCCGUGGCCGACGUGGAUUUAUAUACCGGCGCGCUAGCGGAAAUUCCAAAGUCAGGCACUUUAGUCGGACCUACGUUUACGUGUCUGAUCGUCGAUCAAUUCGCGCGUUUGCAGAAGGGCGAUCGCUUUUGGUACGAGUUUGCCGAUCAGCCUUAUCCUUUCACGGAAGAUCAGCUCGUAGAAUUACGCAGGAGUUCGCUAGCGAAAUUAAUCUGCGACUGUUCUGACAAAAUCACGCACGUUCAGAUGGAAGUUAUGCGCUCCGUUGAUCCUGAUAAUCCUAGAGUAUCCUGCGAAGACAUACCAGGACCUUCCUUUGCACCGUGGAAAGAUGAAAAUCACGCGUCUGAUUUGGCCUUGUAACAAUAAGAAAUUUCUUCAUAAAUUUAUAUCUUUUAAGUAUUCUUUUAUACAUGUAUGAACUAAAACUUAUAAUAAAAACACCGGU
Molecule: messenger RNA, 3481 nt
Organism: Pseudomyrmex gracilis
Lineage: Eukaryota; Metazoa; Arthropoda; Insecta; Hymenoptera; Formicidae
Product: peroxidase
Exons: 5
Coding region: 973-3396 (807 amino acids)
Biological process (GO): response to oxidative stress
Molecular function (GO): heme binding; peroxidase activity
Source: RefSeq, a predicted model, not a curated record